Molecule: messenger RNA, 3657 nt
Organism: Zootoca vivipara (common lizard)
Lineage: Eukaryota; Metazoa; Chordata; Lepidosauria; Squamata; Lacertidae
Product: keratin, type II cytoskeletal 6A
Biological process (GO): keratinization; intermediate filament organization
Cellular component (GO): keratin filament
Molecular function (GO): structural constituent of skin epidermis
Source: RefSeq, a predicted model, not a curated record
ACCUCAGAGAGGGGUCUGGCGUCCUUCUCUCUCUUUCUUUCUCCCUCUCUCUCCCUCUUUUCCAUAAUAGGUCUUUGCUAAUUUUUCUCCCCUAUACUUUGAAUAAGACACAAUGAACAGGCAAUUCAGUUCCAGGUCUGGGGGUGGGGUCAGGAUCUCCCGGGGCUACAGUUCUUCCACUGCUGCCAUUCCUGGAGGGACGAAAGGCAGCUUCACGUCAGUUUCUUUAUCCCGGGGUGGCAGAAGCAGUGGGGGGCUAGGGGGUGGCUUUGGGAGCAGAAGCCUAUACAGCCUAGGAGUUAACAAAAGCAGCUCCAUUAGUCAUGGUGCAGGUGGAAUUGGAGGCCUCUGGGGUGGUGGAAUGAGUAGUGGUGGUGGAUUUGGUGCAGGCGGGUUUGGUGGUGGAGGGUUUUCUGUUGGGGGGUAUGGAGCUGGAGGUGGUUCCUUUGCAGGCUUUGGUGGAGGUGGAUCAGGAAUGGGGGGCUUUGGUGGUGGUCCAAGGAUGGGCUGUGUAGUUCCUCCUGGGGGCAUCCAGCAAGUGACCACCAACUCCAACCUCCUGUUACCACUCAACUUAGAGAUUGACCCAGAGAUCCAAAAAGUGCGCGUGCAAGAAAGGGAGCAGAUCAAAUCCCUCAACAACAAGUUUGCAUCCUUCAUUGACAAGGUACGGUUUCUGGAGCAACAGAAUAAGGUUCUAGAGACCAAAUGGGACCUACUACAGCAACAUAGCAGCACAGGUACUAAGAUCCACAUUGAGCCAAUGUUUGAGGCUUACAUUGCUAACCUCAGGAGACAGCUGGAUACCCUGACCGGUGAUCGUGGGAGGCUGGAUGGAGAACUCAGAAAUGUGCAGGAUCAGGUGGAAGACUUUAGAAAGAGAUAUGAAGAUGAAAUCAACAAGCGCACUGCGGCUGAAAAUGACUUUGUUGGCAUCAAGAAGGAUGUGGAUGGUUCCUUCAUGCACAAAAUAGAGCUGCAAGCAAAAGGUGAUAGACUGAGAGAUGAAAUCGACUUCUUGAGAGCCCUCUUUGAGGCAGAACUGGCUCAGAUCCAGGGACAGAUCAGCGACACCAGCGUUAUCCUACAGAUGGACAACAACCGAGAUCUAGACCUCAAUAGCAUCAUUGCUGAGGUGAAAGCACAGUAUGAAGACAUUGCUAACAGGAGCCGGGCCGAAGCAGAAGCUUGGUAUCAAAGCAAGUUUCAGGAACUUCAGAGUACAGCAGCUGGCCACGGUGAUGACCUGAAGAUCACCAAGAACGAGAUUGCAGAACUGAAUCGAAUGAUCCACAGAUUAAAAUCAGAAAUUGAUGCUGUUAAGAAACAGAUUGCUCAGUUCCAGGCAGCUAUUGCUGAUGCUGAGCAGCGAGGGGAAAGGGCCCUGAAAGAUGCCAGAACAAAACUCACUGAUCUGCAGCAUGCCCUACAAAGUGCCAAGGAUGAGCUGGCACGCCUACUGCGGGAUUACCAGGAGCUAAUGAAUGUCAAACUAUCCCUGGAUAUUGAGAUUGCUACAUACAGAACUCUGCUGGAAGGAGAGGAAUGCAGGAUGUCUGGAGAACUUACCACCCCUGUAAGCAUGUCGGUGAUCAGCAGCUCUUCUACCAUGGGCAGAAGCAGUUAUGGCUUUGGCAGCGGCGGCGGCAGCCGAGUGAGCAGCGGAGGAUUUUCCCUGGGUGGUGGUGGAGGAGGAGGAGGAGGAGGUGGUGGCAGUGGAGGUGGCAGCCUUAAUCUCGGAAUGGGUGGUGGCAGUGGUGGUGGUUAUGGCAUGAGCAGUGCAGUCGCUGCAGGAGGGAGCAGUUACAGCUCUGGCUUUGGUGGGGGGCUGAGUUCAGGAGGGGGAGGGGGCUCCUCGAGUGUGAAAUACAGCUCAACAACUUCGUCAUCAAGGAAGAAAGUAGUCAGAUAAAAAGGAAAGCAGCCACACUCACACAAGUUCAGCCACUUCUAGAAAAUGUUCAUAUUUGUUCUAACUGCCCGCAGCAACACCCAGCCUCCGUGCUAGUUGUCCUUGACUAAAUGAUGGGAGAAAUGGUCCCCCCAAAUAAUCACACACAGGAAUGCAGUGGAUAUUCAUGAAGAAUGCCUUUCCACUGUGCCCCCUAGCCUAGAGUGGAUAGAUUCUGUUGCUUAAGGCUAUAUUUCUCGAUUAACACCACCAUUACCUCAUUGAAAUAAAUGAGAGGAAACUUGACCAGAGAGCAGCGCAUCUCCCACUUUGUAUACCUCUUUCGUUCAAUGCCUGUUUCCCCCCUUCUCUCUGACACUGUUAACAUUGGCUGCAGUGCAAGAAUUCAGAACCACUUGCAGUGUGAAUGAAUCGAGGCACCCAUAUCAAAUUGCAUCGGCUGCUGUCUCUCUUCCAGUUGUUUGGAAGAGAGGAACCAGCAGGAAAUUUACUUCAAAUUUGGGGUAUUUUUUCCCCCAUUGAAGGCAAAUAACACAACACUUGGAUCCCAUUGUAAUAUUGCAAUCAUUUUGUGGCAUGCUCCUACUGCAAAAAAACAAAACAAGAACACUUUAAUGCCCUGCUGAUUUCAGUGAGAGAGUUAAGGAUGUGAUUCAACUUUGCCCACUGAAAUGAAAGGGGCUGAUAAAAUGCUUAAUCUUUGGCUGGGUUGUGCUCCUUUUUUCAAAGGAAAAAAAAACCACCCUAGGAAACUUGAGUAUGUCAAGGAAUGACAUUUAUUUUAGAUCAUAGCUUCACUUCAAAAGACACAUUUGAAUCCCUACUUCUAAUGACUUGUUCUAAACUUUAGGCAGCAACUGAAUGUACAGUUACAAACAGGGUUUUAGAAUGUGUAACACUGUGGAAUUGUAACCUUAAAGUCUGUGUUUUUUGCUAUGAAAUUCCAUUGCUCCAGUUGCAGAUUUGUGUACUGAUCUCUUGGAGCAUUGAGAAGUGUGGAAUACAAUGUAUACCACCCUCCAGCCAAGGUGCCACUGGGAAUAUCAAAUACCACUUUAUAUAUAAAAAUAAUUUUGCCAUAAAAGGCAUCUGAUAUCCCAGUCAGUGCAAUCUGAUGCACAUCUACUCAGAACUAAGCCCCAUUAUGUUCAGUAGGACUUAGUCACAGGUAAAUGGCUGUACUAUAUCCACUGAAUCCUAUAUCCACUUGCCUGAGUGUAAGUCCCCUUGAACUGAGGGGUCUUUACUACAAAUAGACAUAUUGUGGAUUGCACUGUUCAUUUAUUUUGAAUGAUUACAAACCACUUCUGACACCAUGUGGCACAGGCACAGUCAAAACAGGAAAUUGUUUAAUAAACAAAAGGAGCAAGUGCUCCGAUCAAUCAGCAUUGGUUCUUUUUUAAUUUUCAUGAUUGCCCAGGACAAUGAUAGAGUUUGGCUUCAUCAACAUCACAAUAUUCAUUCCAGUAUAGUUGACUUUAGGUCACAUACCACUUGCAGCACCUAAGUGGAACACAUAUUUGCCUUCUUGGUUGGGUUGCUUUGCAAAGUGAUGAAUUUUACAAGUUUGAAUAGAAUUUACACACUGUUGAAGAUUUUAAGGAAUCUGUGACUUAGCAAGCACAUUCACCUUGAUUGGUUUCUGUCUGCUAGUGCUUAUUGUAAAUAAAAUUGCAGAGGCUCAUCCUUUUCUCACUGUUCAUUUUUCUGCAUGAUCUUUAUUGCCAAUAAACUGCAUUGUAAUA